This is a messenger RNA of Salarias fasciatus (jewelled blenny), 2766 nucleotides long. RefSeq names its product heat shock protein 90, alpha (cytosolic), class B member 1 (gene hsp90ab1). Lineage: Eukaryota; Metazoa; Chordata; Actinopteri; Blenniiformes; Blenniidae. The record is from RefSeq and is a predicted model, not a curated record. Gene Ontology annotation, biological process: protein folding. Bases 163 to 2334 code for a protein of 723 amino acids. The transcript is spliced from 12 exons. Gene Ontology annotation, molecular function: ATP-dependent protein folding chaperone; ATP hydrolysis activity; ATP binding.
GUAUGGUGCGCCGCGGAUGGAUACGUCGGCACAGAAACGCAUGUGUAUAAAGAUUCCGGUCUUUUAAAAGGAAGUCCCUUUCAUUCUCCCUGCGUCUGAGAGCAGAAGGGACGACACUUUGGUUGCAUUAUAUUCAAGAGAAAAAAAACCGAAAUUAACAAGAUGCCUGAAGAAAUGCACCAAGAGGAGGAGACUGAGACCUUUGCCUUCCAGGCAGAGAUUGCUCAGUUGAUGUCCCUGAUCAUCAACACCUUUUAUUCCAACAAAGAGAUCUUCCUGAGGGAGUUGAUCUCCAACUCUUCUGACGCUCUGGACAAAAUUCGUUAUGAAAGCCUGACAGACCCCUCCAAGCUGGACAGCGGCAAAGAUCUGAAAAUUGAGAUCAUCCCCAACAAAGAGGAGCAAACCUUGACACUCAUUGACACCGGAAUCGGCAUGACCAAGGCUGACCUGAUUAACAACCUGGGUACCAUCGCCAAAUCUGGAACCAAGGCCUUCAUGGAGGCCCUGCAGGCUGGAGCUGAUAUCUCCAUGAUUGGUCAGUUUGGUGUGGGCUUCUACUCUGCCUAUCUUGUUGCCGAGAGAGUUGUUGUCAUCACCAAGCACAACGACGAUGAGCAGUACGCCUGGGAGUCGUCCGCUGGCGGUUCCUUCACCGUCAGGGUUGACAAUGGUGAGCCAAUUGGCCGUGGAACAAAGAUUAUCCUGUACUUGAAGGAAGACCAGACAGAGUACAUUGAGGAGAAGAGAGUCAAGGAGAUUGUCAAGAAGCACUCUCAGUUCAUUGGCUAUCCCAUCACCCUGUUUGUGGAGAAGGAACGCGACAAGGAAAUCAGUGACGACGAGGCAGAGGAGGAAAAGGCAGAGAAAGAAGAAAAGGAAGAAGGCGAGGAUGACAAGCCAAAGAUUGAAGAUGUUGGCUCAGAUGACGAGGACACCAAGGACAAGAAGAAGAAAAAGAAGAUCAAGGAGAAGUACAUCGAUCAGGAGGAGCUGAACAAGACGAAGCCCAUCUGGACCAGGAACCCAGACGACAUCACAAACGAAGAGUAUGGAGAGUUCUACAAGAGUCUGACCAACGACUGGGAGGAUCACCUGGCCGUCAAGCACUUUUCAGUGGAAGGCCAGCUGGAGUUCAGGGCUCUGCUUUUCAUUCCCCGCCGUGCACCUUUUGACCUGUUCGAGAACAAGAAAAAGAAGAAUAACAUCAAACUGUACGUCAGGAGAGUCUUCAUCAUGGACAACUGUGAAGAACUCAUCCCAGAGUAUCUGAACUUUGUUCGUGGUGUUGUGGACUCCGAGGAUCUGCCCCUCAACAUUUCAAGAGAAAUGCUGCAGCAGAGCAAGAUCCUCAAGGUCAUUCGCAAGAACAUCGUCAAGAAGUGUCUGGAGCUUUUCGCCGAACUGGCCGAGGACAAGGAAAACUACAAGAAGUUCUACGAAGCUUUCUCCAAGAACAUCAAGCUGGGCAUCCAUGAGGACUCUCAAAACCGCAAGAAGCUUUCUGAGCUGCUGCGCUACAACAGCUCCCAGUCCGGGGAUGAGGCCACUUCCCUCACAGAGUACCUGACCCGAAUGAAGGAGAACCAGAAAUCGAUCUACUACAUCACUGGUGAGAGCAAGGAUCAGGUGGCCAACUCUGCCUUUGUGGAACGUGUCCGCAAGCGUGGGUUCGAGGUUCUGUACAUGACCGAGCCCAUCGACGAGUACUGCGUCCAGCAGUUGAAAGAGUUCGAUGGCAAGACCCUGGUUUCUGUCACCAAAGAAGGCCUGGAACUGCCGGAGGAUGAGGAGGAGAAGAAAAAGAUGGAAGAGGACAAGGCAAAGUUCGAGAGCCUCUGCAAGGUCAUGAAGGAGAUCCUGGACAAGAAAGUGGAGAAGGUGACCGUGUCCAACAGACUGGUGUCCUCGCCGUGCUGCAUUGUGACCAGCACUUACGGCUGGACGGCCAACAUGGAGAGGAUCAUGAAGGCCCAGGCACUCAGGGACAACUCCACCAUGGGCUACAUGAUGGCCAAGAAGCACCUGGAGAUCAACCCUGACCACCCCAUCGUGGAUACUCUCAGACAGAAAGCCGAGGCCGACAAGAACGACAAGGCCGUGAAGGACCUGGUCAUCCUGCUGUUCGAGACCGCCCUGCUGUCCUCAGGUUUCUCCCUGGACGACCCACAGACCCACUCCAACCGCAUCUACAGAAUGAUCAAACUCGGCCUUGGAAUUGACGAUGACGACGGUCCCACAGAGGAGGCCACCUCCACAUCCGUCCCAGAUGAGAUUCCCCCCCUAGAAGGAGAGGGUGAAGAUGAUGCUUCACGCAUGGAGGAAGUUGAUUAAAUCCAUCCCAUCCCGUUCAGAUUUCUAACACUUUAGCCUCACUUUCCAAUUGUUCAUCCUUCAAAACUGCAGUAACUGCAACAAUUAGUCAUUCAUGUUGUGUGGUUGACCAGUGUUGCUCUUGUAUAAAGAGCCGUUUCACUGCGAAACCUUUUUAAAAAAAGGAAAAAAAAAGUAAGUUUUGAUUUUUGCUGUAAAAUUCAUGGUGACAGCACAUCUGUUUUAACAAGUACCCUGUUGCACUGAGUAUAUUGUGAACAUGGGAAUGGUACAUUCCAUUGUUGGGUUUUGCUCUGGAGGUUUUUGGGGAGGUGCUGUUCAUGUGCAACACCGCACGCUGCAUGGAGAGGACUGUAUGAUUCCUUUGCCUGAGUCCAGGCUUGUCUGUAUUCCGAGUUUUGUUUUGCAAAAAAUUAAAGAUGUAAUACCUCA